This is a messenger RNA of Aureobasidium uvarum, 321 nucleotides long. The record is from the annotation of a GenBank genome assembly. Lineage: Eukaryota; Fungi; Ascomycota; Dothideomycetes; Dothideales; Saccotheciaceae.
AUGUUUUUCUUUGGCCUUGGAGGUCUGUUCUAUGGUAAGCACGGAUGCGAUUCGAUUGACGCGCACCGGAAGCUAACACAUGUAUCCUCUCANGUCUCGGUCUUGCUGGUCAACGCAAUAGCCAUCCUCUCCGAGGACCGCUUCCUCGCCAGAAUUGGUUGGGGAUCCGUACAACAAGAGCCCGCAUUCGGCGGUCCAGCAGACAACACCAGCGUCAAGUCAAAAGUCAUCAACCUGAUUGCAUCUGUCCGCACCCUGAUGAGGAUACCGCUAAUCGUCAUCAACACUCUGAUCAUCGUCUACGAACUUAUACUGGGUUGA